Messenger RNA from Zootermopsis nevadensis, 7509 nucleotides. It is a transcript of the gene CngA, whose product is annotated as Cyclic nucleotide-gated ion channel subunit A. Gene Ontology annotation, biological process: monoatomic cation transmembrane transport. Lineage: Eukaryota; Metazoa; Arthropoda; Insecta; Blattodea; Termopsidae. The record is from RefSeq and is a predicted model, not a curated record. Gene Ontology annotation, cellular component: plasma membrane; intracellular cyclic nucleotide activated cation channel complex. Gene Ontology annotation, molecular function: cGMP binding; intracellularly cGMP-activated cation channel activity; protein-containing complex binding.
AUAUAAACAGCCCAUACUGCGAUAAUGUUAUGCGCUAUGUGAAAAUCGCCUUCAUGGCUCAGGAUUUUUGCUAAAAGGUUUCCUAUAUACUUAGCUGGUCAAAUUCCCUAUUCUUACGGGAUUCGAUUCAUUGUCAUGUUUACAAAAUCCUGCCGCUGGAGCUAUCCUGAGCUAGUUUAAACCAGACCAUCACUUCAUAUUUUAGACACUAAAUUUUACGUAAAGGAAUUGUUGCCCACUAAUCACAAACUUUAUGAAUAAAAAGAAGAUAUCUGUGUCUUCAGUCUUAAAGAUCAAAGCAACUUAUUCCUACUAACAAAUUAAUUUAUUGAAGUGCACUUAAGUUUUGUGGAUUUAGUAAGAAAAUUCUCGUUGUAGGGCCUAUUGAGCUCCGAAAGUGCUAUAUGCAGAAACAAUUUUGUCAACUGUCUUACAUGGCUGUGAAACACGGUCUAUAAUUAUUUCUUUAAUUAAAGUUAUAACUUUAAUUAAGGAAAGAAUACAAAUUACACGUGUUAGGAAACAAAAUAAUUAACAUAAUAUGUGGACCCAAUAAGAAUUAAGUAAACGAAAUAAGAUAUUACAACAUAGUAUAAUAAAGAAAUUUAUGAUUCGCGCAGGAAUUGUUAUAACAAUUAAAACAAAAAGGUUAAAAUACGCCGGACAUUUUACUCUUGUUGGGGGGGUUCCAAGAAAUUAAUAUGGAAUUCUCUGGAGGACUCGACUUGACCAUUAAUUCUAAUGUUAUUUAAAGAACUGUUUCUAAUUGCAAGGCUAUGCGCCAAAUGAAACGAGAAUAUUGUCAUGAAUGUCGAUUAGGUAAGGAUUUGGAAAAUGUCGGUGGGUGAUAAUUUGAAGGUUUGAUCCCUAUAUUCACGUGGACAGACUGGUUGAAACCACAAACAUUCAGGACAAUCAAUAACCCGGCAGAGAUUCGAAUCUGGUACAUCCUGAAUAUGUCUGGUGCUCAAUUUCCACUGGGAAGACCAAAGAAAUGGGAGGUUAACAUUAAGAUAGAUCUUAGGAAAGAAGUAAGUGAAUGAAACUGACUCAGGAUCUUGUCUAACGGCGAUAGAUAUCUGACUUAUAAAACCAGAAUGUAAGUUAGUCAGUCUAUAAUUAUUUACAUUUAAUUUGCUUACAUAAACCCAGAGCUCUUGUAAUAUCUUCCGGUAUCAAUUACAAGGGUUACAAAUAAGCGAACAAGCCAAAAUAAAAUUUUCUGGCAGCACAUCUUAGUCACACUAGUAUUUACUCGCCAUAUGAAACGUCGCACACAAUGAGCUAAGUCCUAUAUGAGUUCUUCAUCUCAUACACGAACAGUGAGAGAAUUUUUGUGUGGAUUUAAUAACACAAAUUCUGAGGGAUGUUUGUUUAUGCGCUGUGAAAGCAGGGACUUUACUUAACUAUGUGAUCUAGAAUAACUAAAGCUGCAGUUCAACAAGAUGAAUAACUGAGUGGACUAUUUGGGUGUCAGUGGAGUGGAUCAAGUGUUUCUGGUGCGGACUUGAAGAUUACUUAAGGGUUCACAGAAAUUUGAAAAAAAAAAACCAGCCUCUGUCAUGUUAAAACAGACUCAAAACUUGUGAAAAUGUUCAACUGGCUUUUAUAAAGUUGAAGAUAUCGUCUACUCCAAGGCAUGACAAAGCAGCGGGGACGCCCCGGUCACGUGGCCAAUGUGGACCCCCAUCAUGGCAGCGCAACAAGGUGACCCAUUCAAAACUCAACGUCAUUACACAGCUCUCUAUCACAAUCAGCAACCAGAUGUCUCUUCUGUCGCUACUAUCACCACGCAUCAUCACCAGCAGGUGCUACCGCAGGUGCUGGGACGCAGCACGGUUGGUACGGAGGUGGCGGCGGUUUGCCGUCGAGGCCUAUCGCCGCCCUCGCUACAUAGCGGUGAUAGUCACAUGAUCCCAGCUGCUGUCAAGUCGACCGAACAGGCAUCUUCACACAAGGAAGGUCCUGGAGCGACCGCCGCAGUAUUUGCAGGUGGACACGCGAUGACUCAAAUACCAUCCGCAGAACUUCACUCGGUCACCACUAGACUGCGUCGCCGUUUGAGAAGAGCCACCUCAUCACUUCGGAAAAGAUGGCGAAGAGUAUACAGGAACAGGAGUCACCAGGAACAGAGCAGUCACCAGGAAGCAGGCACGAAGGCACGCGCCCCGGCGACUGACGGGUUCUUGGCCAAGUUCUCGAGUGUCGCUGGGGCGCCCGCAGAAUCAGACGCACAUGGCAACCAGCAGGACUCGGCUAACUGCUGGCAAAACCGUCUCACCGUAGACCCUACCAAGCCUUUUCACUACAGGUGGCUAAUGGUGGUCUCUGCAGCCGUAUUGUACAACUUCCUGUUCGUGAUAGGACGUGCCGUAUUCUGGGAGCUCAAUAAUGCAGCUCCUGCCCUCUGGUGGACACUCGACUAUACCUGCGACAUCAUCUACCUCCUCGAUACUCUAAUUCACGCUCACGAAGGUUACCUGGAGCAGGGACUUCUGGAGAGGGACACCCAGAAGCUGAGAAGGCACUACCUGAGGUCUAAGAAAUGGCGCUCAGACGUGCUGAGUCUCCUACCGACGGACCUCACAUACAUUUGGUGGCCACCCGCCACCUGCCAGAUCCGUGUUCCCUGUCCCGUCAUCGUGAGAUUCAACCGUCUCCUUCGCUUCCCACGUAUGAGUGAAUUCUUCGACCGCACUGAGACCCGAACCGGAUACCCCAACGUAUUUCGUAUAUGCAAGGUAGUGCUGGCGAUCCUGGUGUUAAUCCACUGGAACGCAUGUUUCUACUUCGCAAUCAGCUAUGCCAUAGGGUUUGGGUCGGACAACUGGGUGUACAACAUCAGUGGAGGACGCAACAGCACGCUGUCCAGACAGUACAUUUACAGCUUCUAUUGGUCUACACUUACCCUCACCACCAUAGGAGAGACGCCCCAACCGGAGAACGACGCGGAGUACUUGUUUGUGGUGGCAGACUUCCUGGCCGGGGUGCUCAUCUUUGCUACGAUCGUCGGUAAUAUCGGCAGUAUGAUCAGUAACAUGAAUGUGGCGAGGGUCGAGUUCCAGAACCGUAUGGACGGAGUUAAACAGUAUAUGGCGUUCCGGCGUGUCUCCAGGGAACUGGAAGCCCGUGUCAUUCGCUGGUUCUCCUACACAUGGGCCAACAAACAGGCACUGGACGAGGAACGCGUAUUGGCCGCGUUGCCUGACAAACUGAAGGCUGAGAUAGCAAUUCAUGUGCACUUGGAUACCUUGCGGCAAGUUCGCAUCUUCCAGGACUGCGAGCCCGGGCUCCUGGAGGAACUAGUACUAAAGCUUCGCCUGCAGGUUUUCAGUCCAGGAGACUACAUCUGUCGGAAGGGGGACGUGGGACGGGAGAUGUACAUCGUGAAGCGAGGACGGCUGAGCGUGGUGGCGGACGACGGGCAGACUGUCUUGGCCACCCUGGGGGCGGGAUCCGUGUUUGGGGAGGUGAGUGUGCUGGAGAUCGCGGGCAACAAGACAGGCAAUCGCAGGACAGCAAAUGUCCGGUCGCUCGGCUACUCGGAUCUGUUCUGCUUGUCGAAGCGAGAUCUCUGGGACGCGCUGUUCGACUACCCGGAGGCUAAGCACAGCCUCAUGGAGCGAGGCUGCCAGUUGCUCAGGAAGGACGGUCUUCUGGACGAACAGGCCUUUACGAAGGCGCAGGUGGAACACGAGAAUCUCACCGACAAAGUGGACCGCCUCGAGAACACACUGGAAAACCUGCAGACCCGGUUCGCACGUCUGCUGGCGGAAUGCUCGAGCCACCAGGCGAAGGUGAAACAGAGGCUGACGAGAGUCGAGCAACACACCCUGAGGACGGAGGAGAAGCGGCGGGCGACAACUGGAGGAAUUUCGAGCCAGGACAGCGGUGGCGACAGCUCCCAGCUGACUGAGAAGGUGGACCUAAGCAGAUCCAUGCGCAGAUCCUUCCAGGGCGUGUCAAGAAUACGAAGGCAUAAACAAAAUACUAUGUGAAGCGUCUGUGUAGAACUUUUUAAAAACGGCCUAUUGAGAAAGAGGAUUCAAGCCAGUUCUAUCUUAUCACUAUCAUCUAUCGCAUACAGUGGUUCUGGAGUGUUAUUAUUAAGCAGAAGUGAUAUAAAGGUUUAAUUAAAACAAUUAAAAUAGAGGAAAUUGUGUUAUAUACAACUAUGACAUAAUUUAUAUACAGUUGUAUACAUCCCGUGUGAUACCAUCGGGUUGAGUUUUGUGUCUGCCUCGAAUUCAGAGUGUAAGAAGAUGUGUGUGUUUGAUGUUUGCCGUCCACAGAGGCAGCCGACAAUGAAACGCUUUGAGAAUUAAGAGGAAAACUGAAUUAACUCGCUUGACGAUAAUGACAAAUAUACACUAUGAAAGUUUUGCAUCCCAAUCAAAAUAUGUGUUUAAUUACUAUUACAUAGGUGCUAUAACCCACUCCAAGCCUUUUAUUUUCUAAAGAAUUUUUCUGUUAUAUCUUUGAACUUUAUUUAACAGUUGGUAGGACUUCUUGGACCAGAAGGUUGUCCCAUUGCAAGGUCUCUACCUACACAAGAGAGUGAAUAAAACAUAAACAAGGCAGGAACACUCAUCCAUAUCUGAUGUAGGAUUCGAACCACGAUCCCACUGAUCGAAUGGCCUAAGCCGAGAUUAAGGAUUUUCUUUUCUUAUUUAGCUAUCAUCGAACUAAGAGCCAACUACGCUUGCUAAUUAGCUAGAAACUGCAAAAUCUUUUACACAGUUGGUACGACAUUUUGCAAGCGUGGCCUGGAGGGGGGGGGGGGAAAUACAUAACAAAGGUUCUACCUAUAUGGGUCAGCACGAUACAGAAUUUGAAUCAAUUUUGAGGUAAAACUUAAUUUUAAAUUUAGGUUUUCUGUGUUGUUAUUCUGGGCUGUGACACUGUAUCGACUCGUAUACCUACGAGUCCACAUGGCAUCUCAGUCCAGCUGAGAAAACUCCAAACCUCAUAAUUUAGAGCUUAUUUGAAUUUCUGUCAGAUUAGUUGGACGGAAUUAUCUGGUAUUCGAAUGGUGUUAGACCUUAAGGAAAAUGUGAUUGGAAUGUUGGAUUUUGAUAUCAGAUAUUUAAAUUGCCAACAAUUACUUAUGACAGAUAUAAGUCUUAAAAAAAGCUGGCCCUUACAGCUUCUCAGGAUUUAUUUACGAUAAAAUACACGAUAGAAAUAACAUACAGGCUAAACAUUUUAGAUGUACUGCCUUCAGACUUUGAAUCUAAAAGUAAUUAAAACUGAUCAAAGCAAUUAGUAAUUAUUAUGACUUACUUCUAUAGUUUUCACUGGAUAUCUGUUUCAAUUAUCUGAUCACAAAUCGUAGCCUACCAAUGUUUAUAACUCUGUAAAACAGCAAGUAAAAGACCGGAAAACAUACUUUUGCACACAAGGCUUGAAACCCGCCACGCCAUCUUUUACUGCAGUUGAGUACCAACACGACAAACCUAACGGAGCGAGAUUUAAAAUUAUUCGAGACAUUAGGCCUACAUUUGUCAACAACACAGGAGUAAAAUUUUAUCAAGCUACGUCAUUUUGGGCUAGUUUCCCCUAACUCUAAACAUUACAUUUUUCAUAUUGUCGUAUUCCCAACAACCUUAUCUAUAUUCAUCGUCACAAAUUCCAUAGAACAGAAUCAUUCUUACGAAUUUGAUAGUAAACUCUGCUAUUUAAGAAAUAUCAUUACACAUGAGUCGGUCUAUAAGAAAAAUGCGACUUCUGUUAUGUGUUUUUAAAUUCCAAUUUUACUGUCCCAAAGGAACUGAAAGCGAGUUAAUUCUUUCUUCCACCUAACUCUCGACAUAAUAUAGGCCUAUACCUGGAGCAAAAAGAUUACAUUUUUGAGUUGGCAUGGAAUACACAUAUAGUUAUUUGUACGGAGGAAGGGUUGUUUGUAGCUCUGUGCUGAUACUAUAUUUGAGAGUUUUGACAUUUGCUUCUACAGCGAAAUGUCUUCAUGUGCACGGACUGUCAACAUGCUGAUUAUAUUCUGAGCGCAUACAUGCACGAGAGUAAUAUAAAGAAACCAUAUAAAAGAUCACUAUCUCCUAUAACCAAUUAUAAUCUUUGUAUCGGCUCUUGCAAGUAACAGUGGCGUAUACCAAACGGUCUGUCAGCAUUUUUAAAGACACUUCGAGAUAGAGUCAUGAGUUAGCACCCACAGAUAUUACAAAUUCUGUAAAAGUUGCCUGGGUGGGAAUCCCGACGUGACUUUUCCGUCUGCAUUUGGAAUAUCAUAAAGGACAGUCGGAGAGAACACUUGAAUAGAACAAAAAUGGUUUAAUAAAUUUCUCAUAAGAAACACAUCUUGUUUAACCUUAAAAAAGCGCUAUAAGGUGUUUACAAAUAUGUGCGGAUUGUUUUGUUUUCUGAAACGAAAGUAGAAAACAGAAAUUGAAGAGAUAAAUUCAGUCAGACCUAAUUAUCAGAUUUCGAAAACACUAUGUUCGGGUCAACCUUCCAGAUUUUUUUAAAAAUAAGAUUUUCUUUUUAUAGACGGAUUAUGAUCACAUUUUGCCUGAUACUGUAAAUAUCUCGUUAAACAUAUAUAAAAUCAAAAAAGUACUUCAGGAAAUAUUAAAGCAGGCUUACAUUUAUCAGGUAAAUAUAUUAUUUCUUGUAUAAUUUGUAAAAUGAUCCACACAACUAAUACUUGACAAAUCUCUGUUCUAAUUUAACCUACUUUUCUUCAAUGUGUGUCUCUACACCCUUAGAAUACCAAUCACAGUUUAAGAUAUGGUAUUGGAAUUAAACACGAAUAAUGCUACAUUUAUGUCUUUUGCUAUGUGUACAAAGCACGAUAAGUCAGUGUGAAUAAUCUGAAUGUUAUUUAACAACUUGUAAUACAGAAUUCUUUCUCGCAAGGUUCUCCGAUCCGUGGUUAUUUUGAAAUGUCCCCAUCCGGCCUCUAGAAAAAAAAUUACUCACCCCUGGGGUAGACCGUUGCGGAGCCACGAUUCGUUGUAGAGCAGAGGUUUAAAAUUGUCAAACAUAGCGUUAGUUUAUCGUCAAACAUUUGAAAAGUUGUGCCUAUUCAGAGACACCGUACCGGACUCCAUUUUACAAUUUGCAAGUUAAGUCUUAUUUAUAUAUAAAUAAGACGAACAUACGGAGAAAGUGAUUGUAAAACAUAAGAAAAUGGAACACAAGUUGGUAGUUUGUGACAUAUGUGAUGUGAGAAACAUGGUGAUAUUUUAUAUUGAAAUUGUUGAUUAAAUUCUAAUUACUUAGGAAACAAGAUGAUUUCUAAUAUUAAUAACUGAACAUUAUCUAAAAUAUUGUAAUGCGCUCGCCAUUGAUUCUAGUUUAUUCGAAAUCCUAGAUACUGCAGACUGGAGCAAAUUAUUUCUUUACAUUUUUACAGAAAUUAAUAUAGUGAUGUUAACAUUUCAGCGGCGCAAUGUCCGAGCACCAAUAUUGAGUGGGAGAAGUGCCUAUGUGCCCCGUACAACGUGGCUAAAGAACUGGUCUGUCUAAAAUACUACACAAUUUUAACCUUUU